Messenger RNA from Syngnathus acus (greater pipefish), 2610 nucleotides. Its product is annotated as POU domain, class 4, transcription factor 3-like. The transcript has 2 exons. The coding region runs from base 842 to 1864 and encodes 340 amino acids. The record is from RefSeq and is a predicted model, not a curated record. Gene Ontology annotation, molecular function: RNA polymerase II cis-regulatory region sequence-specific DNA binding; DNA-binding transcription factor activity, RNA polymerase II-specific. NCBI's taxonomy places the organism in Eukaryota, Metazoa, Chordata, Actinopteri, Syngnathiformes, Syngnathidae. Gene Ontology annotation, biological process: regulation of transcription by RNA polymerase II.
GUCAGACGGUAGAUGUACGUUGACUGUGAAUAGAAAAAUAUACCUUGAAAGUUGUCUCCAAUCAGAAAGCCACGAUGACUGUAAUACAGUACUUGAAAGUCUGCUGCCUCUUGUCACCAAUGUACUGUAAUAUUAGCCUUGGCCUGGUAAUGGAUGCCAGCCUGGGCGCCAUGCUGCUUGAUGCAUUAUUGACUAGUUAAAAGAAGCAGACUUGAGCAGUGGGAUCAGAUAGACACACAGCCACAUCACCUUUCGCCAUUAUUUGGAAUAUUCGAAGAGAUCAGCACCACGGACAGCUCCCAUACCACGACAAUGAGGAAUGCUAUUUAUCAGUCAUGAAAUAACGAUGCCCUGCAAUUGGCUAGUGUCCAGUCCUACGGUGUACCUUCACCAACAGACUCCAGUGUAGAAAAUAGAUGGAGUGAUAAUGGGGUUGCAUAAGUGCGCACACCCAUUUAUGUGGGGAAGUGACUGGAUACAAAUUGUACCAAUCACAUUGGGAGUCAGCACACAUCUGUCACAAUUUAAAACAGCUCUGAUUAACAACAAAUGAGGUUGAAGCUGUUCUAGUAGGCUUUUCGUGACAUUUUUUUUCUUCUUAACCAUCAACCUGUGCAUGGCUAUUAAGUGAUUUUACCUUGCGCAUGCACACAGCUCCACCUGUUGUAAUUGUAGCUGAGUAAAGUGCAAGAGGAGGGAGGUGAAAAAAGACGACGAAGAGGGGGGAGGAUGAGAGGGAGGGCUUGCUGCGGGGGGGGGGCAAAACAGACGCGCUCAGUCCAGAGCGGGACAACUUGCAAAGAGAGAGCGAGGACAACGAGGGCAGGAAGAAGACACAAAGAUGAUGAUGAUGACCAUGGACGGCAAGCAGCACUUCGGCCUUCACGAGGGCAUGCGCAGAGUGUGCGGGCAGGGGCCUCAGCUCCAGGCCAAUAUAUUGGGAGGCGGCGUGGAGGAGAGCCUGCUGGCUCGAGCGGAGGCUCUGCAGGCGGCGGCUGACAGCAUCCUCGUCUCCCAGGCAAGGAGAGACGCCAGCUUCCAUACCAUGAGCGGCGUGCCCUCCUGCACCGUCGCCGCCUCUUCCUCCUCUUCCUCCACCGUCUCGUCCAUCAUCGCCUCACACCAUCAUCACAACUUUCAGAACCACCAGCUGGGACCCAGCCUGGAGGCCGGGGACCUUCUGGAGCACCUCUCCAGCAGCCUGGGGAUGACCGGGAUGGGCGCUCCCGAGCCGGGCGUGACGCACCACCACCAGCACCCUCACCACCAUCAUCACCACCACCACCUCCAGACCAUGGGGCAGCUGCACCAGGCCAUGGCCGCCAUGGGCCACCCGCACUCGGCCGUGCCGGCGCACGGCGACGUGGAGUCGGACCCGCGUGAGCUGGAAGCCUUCGCUGAGCGUUUCAAGCAGAGGCGGAUCAAACUCGGCGUAACCCAGGCGGACGUGGGCUCGGCCCUGGCCGACCUCAAGAUCCCCGGCGUGGGCUCCUUGAGCCAGAGCACCAUCUGCAGGUUCGAGUCGCUCACGUUGUCGCACAACAACAUGAUUGCGCUCAAGCCCGUGCUGCACGCCUGGCUGGAGGAGGCGGAGGCGGCUCACCGGGACAGGAGCGCCGCCGCGCCGGAGCUCAUGGGGGGAGGGGGCGGCGUGGCGGACGACGCCAGGCGGCGGAGGCGCACUUCCAUCGCCGCCCCGGAGAAGCGCUCCCUGGAGGCCUACUUCGCCAUUCAGCCCAGGCCGUCGUCGGAGAAGAUUGCCGCCAUUGCCGAGAAACUGGACCUGAAAAAGAACGUGGUGCGUGUGUGGUUCUGCAACCAAAGGCAGAAGCAGAAGCGCAUGAAGUACUCGGCCGUACAUUGACUUUGAAGGCGUCAUCAAUAAAACAGCUCUGAUGACGCAUUCUUCAUCAACUCAUAACAAUGAGAAUCCCGUCGGAUUAAAUUAACACGGCAGAUCUUCACUUCUGAUAUUUGGGAUUUUCUCCUCUAUUUUUCUUCAUUUUAUUGCACUUUUUCGGGAGGGGUUCUCAAAGGGGACAUUUUUCCAAACAGCACCCCAUAACGUCGUUAACUGUAAAUUCAACAGUUCAUAAACCAAUCGACAAUUUUCAUUCAUUAUCAAUUGACUCCUCUGAUAAUCGAUUUAGGAUCUUGUUAAACUUCUGCCUCUGAACGGUAAAUAUUCUGCAGGCCACCAUGAAAGAUUAUUUUUGUUGAACCAAGCUACAGCUCGCCGACCCCAGUUUGAGAACCCCGGUUUUUGAAGCAUUAAAACGAGACUUGUGGAACACUCCAUUAUGCUUGUUAUAAAUACACCAGCCACUUUAUGUCACAUUCAGGGAUAUUUACGUCACUUUAAAAAUGGACUCUUCUAUGUUGAGGACCGAAUGUGUGCUUGUUGACAUCACUUCAUCACGUCUAUGUGCAAAUGUGAUCACCCCCCCCGAACACAAAUGAAUGAUUGCCGCGUGGAUUGUUUGAAUUAUUUAGAACACUAUAUUUUAUGAUCUUUUCUGUUUUGGAGCAUUGUAACAAAUGUUUAUGCAUUUCCAAAAGCCAGCAGAUCUAACGGAGCACUCGUCAGUCAGUUUAUUAGGUUCACCUGCG